AUGGGCGAACAAUACUUGAACCUGCCGGUUGCUCCUGCAGAUAAGGCCUUCGGGUUGAUGGCUGAAUAUGAUGCAGAUUCGCACCCAAACAAAGUCUCCCUAAUCCCGGGGGCAUACCGCGACGAAGACGGACGACCAUGGGUGCUUCUAAGUGUGAAAGAGGCCAAAGCUCAUAUCCACCAAGAUCAAACUCAUGAAUACCUGGGCAUAGCAGGCUCCCCGGUCUUAAUAGAACAGGCUCAAUUACUCACCUUCGGAUCCAAAAUUACCGCGAGACUCAAAUACCAAAGUAUCGCCUCCAUACAGACAGUCUCGGGGACAGGCGCCAACCACAUGGCCGCCCAGUUCCUAUCCCAGCAUCUGCGCCCGGCCCGGGUCUUUAUUCCGUCGCCAACAUGGAUCAACCACAGAACCAUCUGGGCGAUGGCUGAGGUGCAGGUUCACGAUUAUCCAUACUAUGCACCACAGACGCGAGCCGUUGAUCUGGCAGGCAUGCUCGCUGUGCUGGAGAACACCGCUGAGGCCCGCGACGUGGUGAUUUUGCAGGCGUGCGCGCAUAACCCGACAGGGGUGGACCUCUCGCAGGCACAGUGGGCGCGAAUGAUGGAUGUCGUGAAGCGGAAGAAGCUGUUUGUGGUUUUUGAUAUUGCCUACCAGGGCUUUGCCACCGGCGACAUUGACGGCGAUGCGUGGUCAGUGCGCUAUUUUGUCGAGCAGCUGAUUCUGAAUGGCCCGCUGGAGCACCCUGGUCUGUGCGUAGCCCAGUCCUUCUCCAAAAACUUUGGGCUGUACGGCGAGCGCGUGGGCGCUCUUCAUCUUGUCGUACCCUAG
This is a messenger RNA of Aspergillus fischeri NRRL 181, 831 nucleotides long. RefSeq names its product aspartate aminotransferase. Lineage: Eukaryota; Fungi; Ascomycota; Eurotiomycetes; Eurotiales; Aspergillaceae. Bases 1 to 831 code for a protein of 276 amino acids. Gene Ontology annotation, cellular component: cytosol. Gene Ontology annotation, molecular function: L-aspartate:2-oxoglutarate transaminase activity; pyridoxal phosphate binding. The record is from RefSeq and is a predicted model, not a curated record. The transcript has 2 exons. Gene Ontology annotation, biological process: L-aspartate biosynthetic process.